AUCUUUUUUUUUGCUCUCUUUCCCCUUUUUAAAAAGAAAAACAACAAUAUGGUUGUAGCCGAUUAUAAAGCUGGUGAAGCUCGCAUUAAGCCAGAAUACCGAAAGGAAAAAUGGAUUGAUGGUGACAAAGCUGAACAAGUAGUAAUUAAUGACGAUGCAGCUGAAAGUGGACCUAAUGAAAAGAAGAGUGGAAAGAAAUCCAAGAAUGCCAGAGGUGCCAACACUGGCCAAAGAGGGAAAAAGCGCAUUGAGGAUUCAAUUAAGCUUUGUAAAUUGCUUGCUCGAGGAGAUGAAUGUACAUUUGCAGAAAACUGCAAGUUUUCUCAUGAUUUGGAAGGUUAUUUGAAUAUCAAACCAGCAGAUCUUGGUGACAAGUGUAUUCAAUUCGAUCUUUUUGGCUACUGCCGUUAUGGCUACAAGUGCCGAUUCCUUGGAGCACAUAUUGAUAAGGAUAAUAAGUUGAUCGUAGACGAAAAGAAAAAGGCAGAGAACCCAGUUUAUACAAUCAACGGUAUCAGCAGCGAAACACAAAUGAAGCUUCACAAAAACAAGUACGAAUUCCCUAGAUCUGAAGAAUACAUGGUGGAGGUUCAAAAGGAAAUUGCUGCAGAACAAAGCAUGAAGGAUGCCAAUACACUAAAGAGAAAGGCCAUCGAGAAUACUUCUUUAUUCGCUGCACCUGCUGAUCUUAAAAAGUCCAAGCUUGAACCAAAAGAAGAAGAACAAAGCGAUAGUGAUCAUGAUGAGUUCUUCGAUGCUGCCAAUGAGUUUGAGAACGUUAGUGUGGAAUCUGCUGGUCCAAGCAUCAUAGAAGAAAAGCCUAUGGGUCCUAUUGAUACUGGCUACAAAAAGCUUAUUGAUUUCAGAAACAAAACAUAUCUUGCACCUCUUACUACAGUUGGCAACUUACCUUUUAGAGUAAUUUGUAAAGAGUUUGGUGUCGACAUUACUUGUGGUGAAAUGGCAUUGGCACCCAAUUUAUUGAGAGGUCAACAAUCUGAAUGGGCGCUUACCAAACGUCAUAAAUCUGAAGAUAUCUUUGGUAUUCAAAUUUGUGGAUCCAAAGUAGAACAAAUUGUAAAGGCCUGUGAAGUUUUAAAUAACGAAGUGGAUGUUGACUUUAUUGAUCUGAAUAUGGGUUGUCCUAUUGAUCUCGUAUUUAAGCAGGGUGCUGGCUCAGCAUUGUUAGACGCUAGAGGUCGUAUGGUUAAAAUGUUGAAGGGUAUGCAAACAGUGACAGAUAUUCCUAUUACUGCCAAGUACAGAAUGGGUAUUAAAGACAAUCAACCUAUUGCUGAUCGUAUUGUUCCAAAACUCGACGAAAUGGGCAUUGCAUUGAGUACUAUUCACGGUCGUUCUCGUGCACAAAGAUACACUAAGAGAGCUGACUGGGAAUACAUUGGCAAAAUGAAGAACUUGACACAUUCAAUGCCUCUUUUUGGUAAUGGUGAUAUUAUGAGCUAUGAAGAGUAUAACCAGAACAAGCAAAUGUCCGGUGUAGAUGGUGUGAUGAUUGGUCGUGGUGCAUUAAUCAAGCCUUGGAUCUUUGAAGAAAUUAAGGCUCAACGUCAUUGGGAUAUUUCAGCUAAUGAACGUCUUGAUAUGUUAAAGCGUUUCUGUAACUAUGGUUUGGAGCAUUGGGGUUCUGAUAGUCAAGGUGUCAAUACUACACGUCGUUUCCUUUGCGAAUGGCAAUCCUUUUUGUAUAGAUAUAUUCCUGUUGGUAUCUUAGAGCGACUUCCUCAAAGCAUGAAUGAACGCCCUCCACCUUAUAUUGGUCGUAAUGACCUUGAGACUUUGAUGGCAAGUCCUUUAGCAUCUGAUUGGGUCAAGAUCAGUGAAUUAUUAUUGGGCCCUGCUCCUGACGACUUUGUCUUUUUGCCCAAGCAUAAGGCUAAUUCUUUUGAAAAGAUUGAGGGAUAAAGUCUUAUAAACAAAUUAAAUACACAUUUAAAAAAAAAA
Gilbertella persicaria is the source of this 1962-nucleotide messenger RNA. RefSeq lists its product as uncharacterized. Lineage: Eukaryota; Fungi; Mucoromycota; Mucoromycetes; Mucorales; Choanephoraceae. Gene Ontology annotation, molecular function: flavin adenine dinucleotide binding; tRNA dihydrouridine synthase activity; RNA binding. Bases 49 to 1923 code for a protein of 624 amino acids. Gene Ontology annotation, biological process: tRNA processing. The transcript has 13 exons. The record is from RefSeq and is a predicted model, not a curated record.